AUGCUCAAUGAGCUUUACGAGCCGGGAAAGAAAGAUGGGGUUUCGCUUCGUUCAGUGAACAUGGAAAACAACAGGAAGAACGAAUUGAUACAAGAACAUGUAGACAGAAGAAGGAGAGCAGCAUGGGCAGCAUUCGAGCCUCUUAAAGAAGCCAUCUACCAACUAGCGCGACCAAAUUUCCGCGAUCACGUUUUCAACUUAGCAGUCCUUCCAGAGAUAUGCUACGCGGCAGAGACGUGA
This is a messenger RNA of Angiostrongylus costaricensis, 240 nucleotides long. Lineage: Eukaryota; Metazoa; Nematoda; Chromadorea; Rhabditida; Metastrongylidae. The record is from the annotation of a GenBank genome assembly.